AUGGAAUUCUUCUCUCUUCAAACUCUCUUCUUCUUCGUCUUGUUUCUUUGUUUCUCUAUGUACUUUUACUUUUACCCUUCAAACAAAAAACAACCCCUCGCCAAAGCCUAUGGUAAUGGUACAUGUUAUCCUAUACUAGGACAUUUUCCGGGAAUUUUCAAAAACCGGAACCGGUUUCUCGAGUGGACAACUGAAAAUCUUAAAAAAAACCCCACCAACACUGUUUUCAUUUGCCGUCCCGUCAAUGUGCGUGGCAUCGCGACGGCCAACCCUUUAAACGUCGAGUAUAUUCUCAAGACUAACUUUGAGAACUACCCGAAAGGUGACCGGUUCAUUAAGAAUGUUGAAGAUCUCCUGGGCAGCGGAAUCUUUAACUCCGACGGAGAGUUGUGGAAAGUCCAGAGGAAAACUGCUAGUUAUGAGUUCAACACAAAAUCGCUCCGAAAUUUCGUUGUGGAGAAUGUUCGGUCCGAGAUUUCGUCCAGGUUACUUCCCAUAUUAAGGAGGGCCUCAAAAACAGAACAAGUGUUGGAUUUGCAGGAUACUUUGGAGCGGUUUGCAUUUGACAACAUAUGUAAAGUUUCUUUUAACGUUGAUCCGGGUUGUCUCGAAGGAGAUGGAACCGGUGAAACCGAAUUUAUGCGGGCGUUUGAAGAGGCAGCCACUCUGAGUGCUUACCGAUUCAGGUCUCCAUGGAGAAUCAAGAAGUUCUUUAACACGGAAUCAGAACGUCGACUCAGAAAAUCAAUUCAAAAAGUCCACGCAUUCGCCAAUGAUAUUAUUAUUCGAGCAAAAAUGGAAGCAAAAGAAAAUGCAGAGAAUAUGAAUGAAGAUUUACUUUCACGGUUUAUUAGAAACCACGACCAAUAUUCAACCGAAUUCCUCCGAGAUAUCGUCAUAAGCUUCAUUCUUGCAGGACGAGACACGUCCUCAUCAGCGUUAACUUGGUUCUUUUGGCUAUUAUCUUCUCACCCGAAUGUUGAGCAAAAGAUACUCAAGGAGCUUGAGUCGAUUCGGGUCCGAAACAGGAAAAGUGUCAGCGAUAUUUACAGUUUUGAUGAGCUCCGAGAUAUGCAUUAUUUGCAUGCAGCAUUAUCCGAAGCGAUGCGAUUGUACCCACCGGUACCAUUUGAUUCCAAAACUUGCAUGAACGACGAUGUCUUGCCGGACGGUACAUUUAUCGGCAAAGGAUGGGAUAUUUCUUAUCAUACAUAUGCGAUGGGGAGAAUGGAGAGCAUAUGGGGCGAGAAUUGGCACGAAUAUUUACCUGAAAGAUGGCUGGAAAAUGGAAUUUUUCGUCCCGAGAACCCAUUUCGGUACCCAGUAUUUCAAGCGGGGCCGAGAGUGUGUCUGGGGAAAUAUAUGGCCUAUAUUCAGAUGAAGUCGAUUGCAGCGUGUGUGAUUGAGAAUUUCUUAAUGGACGUACAGGAUAAGGAAACGUGUCGGAGCUAUGUGUUAUCUUUGACUUUAAGGAUGAAAGAUGGCUUACCUGUGGCAGUGAAGGAAAGACGUGCGUCUGUGGACUGUGAUGAAUUGAGUACUGAAUUUGUAUAA
Messenger RNA from Pistacia vera, 1554 nucleotides. Its product is annotated as cytochrome P450 94A1-like. The record is from RefSeq and is a predicted model, not a curated record. Gene Ontology annotation, molecular function: heme binding; iron ion binding; monooxygenase activity. The transcript has a single exon. Bases 1 to 1554 code for a protein of 517 amino acids. Lineage: Eukaryota; Viridiplantae; Streptophyta; Magnoliopsida; Sapindales; Anacardiaceae.